Sardina pilchardus (European sardine) is the source of this 2996-nucleotide messenger RNA. RefSeq names its product solute carrier organic anion transporter family, member 2A1 (gene slco2a1). Gene Ontology annotation, biological process: prostaglandin transport; transmembrane transport; sodium-independent organic anion transport. The record is from RefSeq and is a predicted model, not a curated record. Gene Ontology annotation, cellular component: plasma membrane. The coding region runs from base 92 to 1960 and encodes 622 amino acids. The transcript is spliced from 14 exons. NCBI's taxonomy places the organism in Eukaryota, Metazoa, Chordata, Actinopteri, Clupeiformes, Clupeidae. Gene Ontology annotation, molecular function: zinc ion binding; prostaglandin transmembrane transporter activity; protein binding.
GAGACACUGACUGGGCUGAUCCCCUGCAGAAAACAACUGGGAGGAGAAGUCCAUUCAGCGAUUCAGCCUUAACCCAUUGAGACCUUCAGACAUGGAGAUAUACGCUAAAGAUGUCAAAAAACCCAAAGCAUCGAUAUUUUGCAACAUUAAGCUGUUUGUCCUUUGCCAUGGUCUGCUCCAGCUCACCCAGCUGCUGUACAGCUCCUACUUCAAGAGCACCAUCACCACCAUCGAGCGCCGCUUCGGCCUCAACAGCUACUCCUCCGGCACCAUCUCCUCUCUGCACGAGGUGAGCAACACAGUGCUGAUUGUGUUUGUGAGUUACCUGGGGAGCCGAGUGCACCGCCCGCGCUUCAUCGGAUUUGGCAGCCUUCUGAUGUCUGUCAGCGCAUUGAUUCUAGCCUUACCUCAUUUCCUGUCUCAACCUUACGAGUACGACACUGUAAUGCAUGCGGACCGUCGGGACUUGUGUGUGCCCCGUCUCAACUCCUCCAGUGUCGACACGUGUGGGCAGGACGAUGCCAAGCGCCUGGUGGACACCAGCAGCCUGUGGCUGCUCAUGGCCACUGCCCAGCUGCUCUUUGGCAUCGGCUCCGUGCCCAUCCAGCCCUUUGGCAUCUCCUACAUCGACGACUUUGCGGGCCCGGGCAACUCUCCGCUCUAUAUCGCCAUUCUCUUUGCUGUGUCUGUGUUUGGGCCUGCCAUUGGAUACCUUCUUGGCUCAGUUAUGCUGAGGAUCUAUGUAGAUGUUGACAGAGUGAAUGCAGGCGCGCAGGAGUUGACCCCUGCUGACCCCCGCUGGGUGGGGGCCUGGUGGAUGGGCCUCCUGGUGUCCUCGGCCGGCCUGGCCCUGGCCUCCAUCCCCUACUUCUUCUUCCCACGCAGCAUGCCCCGCGAGAACGGGCUAGUGGACGACGACAUCAUGGCCGAUGACUCCAAGCGGCCGGACGGCUCCAUGCUGGCAUUCCUGAAAAUGUUCCCGCGGCUGUUUGUGCGCCUGCUGCUGAGCCCUCUGUUCCUGCUGCUGGUGCUGACCCAGUGCUGCUUCUCGGCGGUGGUGGCCGGCCUGGCCACCUUCCUCAACAAGUUCCUGGAGCGCCAGUACAGCACCUCCCCCUCCUACGGCAACCUGCUCAUAGGUGCGGUGAACCUGCCAUCGAUGGCCGUGGGGAUGCUGCUGGGCGGUGUGAUCAUGAAGCGCACGGGGCUGUCGCUGCGGGUCAUCCCGCGCUUCUCCGUGGCCAUGCUGGUCAUCUCCGUCCUGCUCUGCGUGCCGCUCUUCUUCAUGGGCUGCCCCACCCAGAGCGUCUCAGGGAUCUACCCCAGGCCCCUGCCCAGCCAGCCAGUGUCCACGUGCUACUCCGACUGCUCCUGUGCCCCCAGUGCCUUUAACCCUGUGUGUGGAUCCAACAAUGUGGAGUACAUCUCCCCCUGCCAUGCCGGCUGCAGCAACUACACCAAAGACCCCACAAACUCCUACAGAGUCAAGGCCUACACCAACUGCAGCUGUGUUAAUGGCAUUGAGAACUCUGCUCGCCCUGGUUCCUGUGGCAACAGCUGUCGCCAUCUCCUGUCCCCGGUCAUGUUCCUCAUCUCCCUGGCAGCCCUGGUCGCUAGCCUCACUCACAACCCCAUCUACAUGAUGGUGCUCAGGACGGUACCUCAGGGGGAGAAGUCCUUUGCCAUCGGUGUGCAGUUCCUUCUCAUGCGGGUUUUGGCCUGGUUGCCGGCCCCUGCCCUGUUUGGGAUGACCAUUGACUCUACCUGCAUCUGGUAUAGGAAGUUCUGUGGGAAGAAGCUGGCCUGUGGUUACUAUGACAACAACUUCCUUAGGAACAGAUAUCUGGGACUUCAAGUCGGCUUCAAAGUUAUGGGCAUUGCCUUGCUGGCAAUCAUCGGCUGGAAGGUGCAGCGCACCAGAGAGUACACCCUGGAGAAGUGUCCGGAGGGACCCCUGUGAAGCUGUACUUUCCCCCCUCGAGCCCUCAUCAUUCUGGGCACUGUCUCCCAGUUGGUCCCCUUGGCGAACAACGGAUGCUGAAAGGGAGAGACUCCGAGGCCCUUCCAACAGAACAGCACAGCACAGACUCCUAUGUGAGCCCUCUCGGGUUCUGCUCAAAGGAAACAUGGUUUCAGUACAUUGGUGUGUCUCACUGUGUGGAUUUGUAGUUUUCAUGUAUCUUCUUCAUAGCGGAGCUCUGAUGUUCAGCAGAUGAGUGUAUGUGUGUUUUUAGAUAUUAUUAUUUAAUCUCUUCUCAUUUGAUCUGUAUUUUGUGUUGUUGAUGUUGAACCAAAUAGCACCUAACCCCUAUUGAAAAGAUACAGUAUGAUGUCAUUUGAGUACACUUGUGCCAUUAUGAAAUUGUGCAGCUGUUUCAAUUGUAAUACCAGGCUAGGGAUCCUAGCAUCCUGAUAUCUCUUUGGUUGACCAAUCCUAUUCCAGCUUUUUGUUUUAUGUCCACAAGUUCAGAAGAAUGACUGACAUCUUCUCACAUCAGCUAUUUAAACUAGUGGAAUCCUGUCAUAGACCAUACAGGGCUCAUGUACUGUACAUGCGCUGGUCAUGUACCUCAGUUCAGCUUUGAUUGGAUGUAAUUGGACUGCAUGCUCAUAGUGUUUGGAUACUGAGCAUGUGCAGGCAGGUCAUUUGAAGGAAGAGCAGUUUUCUUUUGGAGUGGAACACGUGAGGAAUUAGGACCGCUGUUUUUUUGUUACUCUGGCCAGGUCAGUUUUCCAGCAGCCACUACGCUGGAACUUGCUGAAAACUUAAUAUUUAAGAUUUUUUUAGUGUGUGUGAUGUUACCUGUAUGACAGGUAAGCAGAUGUGACUGAAUAUUUGUAAAAAUAUAUUUUUAUAAGCACAAAUCCUUUUAUAAUCGUAAUAUUCAAAUUCACUCACAAUACCUUCCAUAAAGUAUGUUCAUGGUUACUAAAAUGUAACUUUUGUAUUGAAAUGAAUCAAUGUACAACUCAUUAAAUAAAUUAUUUUAUUGUUA